Moneuplotes crassus is the source of this 857-nucleotide messenger RNA. Lineage: Eukaryota; Ciliophora; Spirotrichea; Euplotida; Euplotidae. The record is from the annotation of a GenBank genome assembly.
AUGGAGCAAACAAAUUCAGAAGAUUCCUUUUCAGAUAAGGAUAACCAUACCUGUGUCCUUUGAUACCAGGAAAAAACAAUUUUCGCACAUCCAGUCGUAUGACAGCACCUACCCAAUAUCUGUUUCGAAUGAAUGUACCUGUAUUUGAUCAAGUCAAAGAAAAGAGUAUGACCUUAUUGCAGGAAUAGCUUUGACCAUCUUUGGUAUCUUAGCCCAUAUACACAAGUGGUUGAUGAAGUAGAAAUUGAUGACAUCGGUUCCUUGUUCAAACAUCUGAAUAAUCUUAGUAUCAAAGUAACUGUCCAGAAUAAAUAAAAUUAAGAAAGCUCUAGAAGAAGCAUAUGAACCGAUCUGUAAAGAAUGAGAUGUUCUUUUCCCAAACAUAGAAGAGCUGAAGGAGCACAUGCAUGAAACUCAUGGUAAGAUAGCAUGCUCUUUCUGUCAAGGAGAUGAGACUAUCGCCACUGAGUUACAUUAUUUUUCUCUCCAAAAACUCCGAAAACAUCAAUCUGAAAAAGUCAAAGGAAAAACUCGCCACCCAACAUGCAACUUCUGCAAUCGUAUCUUCGAAAACGAGAUCAAAUACAUGCAGCACAUCAAAAAAGACCACUUCUACUGUAACCUCUGCCACCACACCUCCAAAAAGUACAUCUUCGGCAGCCUAAAAUCCUACAACGACCACAUCCUAAAACUCCACGAAGAAGAUCUCAAAUCCAAAAAACUCGAUCUCACUUGAAUAUAACAAUAAAAACCCUCUGCAAAAACUACCUUCUCCGCUCAGACCUGCCGUCUACCUCCCUUGACAAGUACUUCAAAGAAAUGAUAAAGCCCCAUGAUGUUUAAUUAAUAACUAGUUG